CUCUUUUGAGUCGUAUUGAUGGAGCAACAGGAGGGUCAAGCGGCCAAGGGUUUCAGGGCACCAAGUUUUCUAAUGUUGCAGUGAUUUCUACAAGAACUGGGAAGUUAGUAUCAGAUUUAUUUGUGUAAAAAGUGCUUUAUAUGUUGAUUUUGCGUUCGAUUUGAUUGCUGUGAACGUUUUAAUUUCAACACAACCUGGAUCUAAAAUUCUCAUCUUCUAUCUCCUUAGAAUCCCACCCCCCCUGAAAUUUUUGUUUCUUUACGGUAAUCUUUCUUACACAGCAGCGAUUUUGUCUUGAAUUUUAAUGAGGCUGUUAACGAGUUCCCCUUGCCUUUAGAACCGGCAGCCCCUUUAAGUGUAAUCGGUGGAAUACCCAGGACCAAAAUCAGUGGGAGCAACUGCCUGAAUAGACCCCAGGUGGCUCCACCCCUAGGUUAGGGGUACAUGCUGAGAGUGUUGCAUUGAAAACUGAAAUCCUAGGAUUGAAGGGAGUGGAAGGGGAAGAGAAUAAGAAGAUGGGUUCAAAGAGAAAGUUGAAGCCGGUUGAAAUGGCAUUUGAUUCAGAUGAUGACAAGCCUAUUUUGUCAUUGCUAAAAUUGAAAAGUAAAAGGAACAAGAAAACUAAGUUGGGGUGGGAUGGUUGUGGAAAGAAGGGAAAAGUGAUAGAGAAAAUUGUGGUUGAAGAGGAAGAGCUGGGUGGUAUGGGCGAUACGUUGGCAAGUUUUAGGAGGAAAUUGAAGGGUCCGAAAAAGGAUGGUGGGUCUGAUGCAGUAGUUGGACAACAUUUGGGUAACAACAUUGUGGACUCCUCAGGUCAGUCUUUCAGAUUAUCUGCUGAAAACGACUCUUCGGAUGCAAAGUUGUUAUUGGAGGUUGGGGAGAAAAAUCAGGUGAGCAGUAUUGGUGGAUCUGAUGGGGAUGGGACAAUUGGCAAAGCCUGCGAUAUGACGCACAAAAAGACAAGCACGAGAUCCAAAUUUAGUUCAAGGGUAAACAAAGAUGGAAGGGAAUAUCUUGAUGGUUUGAAUAAUCAGAAAUAUGGAAAUAGCGAAUUACGGGAUGAGAAAGAGGGUGCUUUGGGAGAUGAAUAUUCAGAAGAUUCUUUGUUUUCUUAUGUCCAAAGGGUUCAGUCAAGCAUGAUUAGGAAAUCCCGUGGCACUUCACGGCUGGAACAGGGAAAGGAAACUCAAACUUCUGAUGAUGGGUUGAUAUCAAGUUCCGUUACUGGCUCGGACGUUCUUCCUACACAUGUCUUGGUUGGGGAAUCAAGGUCUCCGUCUAAAUUGUUCAAAAAAUUGCUGGCUUCUGAUGACAGUUUGCAUUCAGCACCUGAGAGGGAUUCUAUGCGGUCAACCUUGAUUCAUCAGACUGCUGAUGAUAGUUUGCCUCAAGUUCCAAACCAUGUACAAGGUAAUUUAAUUUGCAAUUAUUCAAAGCAGCAAGAGCUAUCUACUCCACUAGAGACAAAUGAAAUAUUGAGAUCCAUUGUUGCCGAAGAUGAAGCAUCUCUCAAAUCAAUCUCUGAGCAUUCAAUUUCCAAUUCCCUGGUCUAUAGAUCUGAUUCUUUUUUCAGGGCUUGUUCUGGUAUGAUUACUAGAGUCCAAGAUGGUAAAAUCAAUUCUGAGAUCAAUGAGCAUCAUGCCAUUUUAGCCAAGGAUGCACAUGUUUCAAAUCAUAUAAUCAAUACAAGUUCUGUGGAAUUUUCUAAUCUGAGAGCUAAUGACUGUUGUUUGCUUCCUUUUCAAGAGCCCGUGGUGGGGGUAAAACAUGAGAAGGAAGAUGAUUUAUCUCUUGAUGUGUCAAAGCUACCGGUUGAUCACAAACAGAUUGAGAAAGGCCAGUUUGAUGAAGUUGUACCAGUAGGAGAUUCCAGUGACCAGCUUGCUUCACAAUCAAAAGCAGUUCCAACGAGCCAUAUCCCAAUCAUUGACCCUAAAAUUUCCUUUUCAGAUGUCAGAGUAGUUCCUGAGUUUUGUUUAGAGGACAUAUCAUUUAAUAGGGAACGUGACGAUACAGCUCAGCAUAUGGUUAAAAGUUUUCCCCAUGAAAAUUUGGAGCAGUUAACAUCCUCGUCUGAUUGUGUGAGGAAGAUGGGAGAUGAUGUGAAAUCAGAUCAUCGGACUAAUUUUGACUCAAGUUCUAAUGAUUUUAGGCAAUUCCCAUUUCACUUAUCAUCAUCUGUAGCUGAUGUACCACAGGAGGAACGAAGAUCCAGUAGCGGUAGUCUAAUUGGAAUACCCGGUAAAUGCAUUGAAGAUUCAGAUAUUGCUACAGUUUCUUCACAAGGGGAGGAUGGUCAAGUUUCUGAGGGUAAAUUAUCUCCAGUGUCAGCACAUGGAAUCCCCAAAUAUGAGGUGGCUUCCCAAAUAAAGCAUCAAGACGAAACCCAAAAAACUGGUGACUAUGGACUCUUUUCUCAACGUUCUCAUUUAAUGCCAAAAGAUGCAUAUCUUAAAAGCCAUGACCUUCUUUCAGGGAAUGAAGACGCUGAAGGGAUCUCUUCACCAUCAAAUUUACUGGACCAUGAUGUAAUCUUUGUAGAUGAUAUAGGAUCCUUGGCUGAUCCUGAAACUAAAGAUAAUGGGCUAUCAGUUGGCCAGCGUAUUGCUCGUAAUGCUAAAAAGCAUAGGCAUGGGGACAUGGCUUAUGAGGGGGAUGCAGAUUGGGAGAUGUUGAUGCACGGACGAGGUUUUCUUGUUAGCCAUCAGGUUGUAGAUGGUGAGAAGACUUCUAAAGCAAGAGAGAAGUUUGAUUUGGCAUCGACAAUUGUAGAGUCUGAAAAUGGAAAGACAGCAGCUGUGUUGGCUGGGCUAAAAGCUCGUGCAGUUGGUCCUGUUGAGAAAAUCAAGUUUAAGGAAGUGCUGAAGCGCAAAGGUGGACUUCAGGAGUAUCUGGAAUGCCGAAACCAUAUUUUGAGUGUCUGGAACAAAGAUGUCAGUCGCAUUUUGCCACUGGAAGACUUUGGAGUGUCUGAUACUCCAUUGAUGGAUGAACAUCCGCGCACUACUCUGAUUAGGGAUAUAUAUACAUUUCUUGAUCAACGUGGUUGUAUAAAUUUUGGAGUUGCUUCUGAGAAGGAUAGAGCAGAGAACAACUCUAAGCAUGACUUGAAACUUCUAAAAGAGGAAAAGUUUCGGGAAGAUUCUGGGGCUCCUGUUGCAGAUUCUGAAGAUGGAGUUUCCUUUAUCGUUGGGAGGGUAAAGAGUUCCAAUACUUCCACAGUGGGGAAGAAUGAUAAUUCGUCUGGUGAUGAAAGACAAGCGGGAAAAGACAAGGAUGUGGAAUUCGCAAAUCUUCAAACCAGAGAAUUAUUUAUACCAACUGUUCCUGAAAGAUGCUCCCCUGAUGAUUGUCAAGGGAAUGGUUACCUGGGUGCAAAUGCAAAGCUUCCUGAAGGUGUGAUUGAUUUGGAUUAUACAGGUUGUAUUCUUUCCAGUGAAGAUGAGAAUGGUAGAACACUCCCUACUGUGUGUCCAGAUUUAAUAUCUUCUGUUGAAUCUGACAUUGGUGGAGCAGUAACUAUUAUGCAGUCAAAGUCCCAAAAAGUCUCUGCUCGAACAUUGUCCUUAACUGGCGACGGCCUUAGACAUUGUGACUCUGAACUCAGGAAGAGAAUUAUCGUAGUAGGUGCAGGUCCUGCUGGACUAACUGCAGCUCGCCACAUGCAACGCCAAGGAUAUGAUGUUACAAUUCUCGAGGCUAGAAGUAGAAUAGGAGGUCGUGUGUUCACGGAUCGCUCAUCUUGCACAGUUCCGGUAGAUCUUGGUGCUAGCAUCAUUACAGGUGUUGAGGCAGAUGUGGCUACUGAAAGAAGACCAGACCCUUCUUCGUUGGUUUGUGCUCAGUUGGGACUCGAGUUGACUGUAUUGAACAGUGAUUGUCCUCUUUAUGACACCAUAACUGGUGAGAAAGUUUCUGCACGUCUAGAUGAAGCCUUGGAAGAAGAGUUUAAUAGCCUACUUGAUGACAUGGUAGUGCUAGUUGCUGAGAAAGGGGAAUAUGCAACGAGAAUGUCUCUUGAAGAAGGUCUGGAAUAUGCGCUCAAGAAACGUCGCAUGGCUGGUACUGGAAGGAAUGAAAUGGACGGUGAAUUGAAUAAAGUAUUGGAUAAUCUCAUGGACUCUGGAAAGUUUGGUGUUGAUGAUGAAGUUAAUGAGGCUCAGGGUUCUAAAUCAGAGAUUUUGAGUCCCCUAGAGAGGAGGGUCAUGGAUUGGCAUUUUGCCAACUUAGAGUACGGAUGUGCUGCUUUGCUUAAAGAAGUAUCACUUCCUUAUUGGAACCAGGAUGAUGAUUAUGGAGGGUUUGGUGGAGCUCAUUGUAUGAUCAAAGGGGGUUACAGUAGUGUUGUUGAAUCUCUAGGAGAAGGACUUAGCAUCCACUUGAACCAUGUCGUCACAAGUAUUUCAUAUUGCAUGAAGGAUAGCAGGAGAAGUGACGAACUUAGUAAAAAGGUUAAAAUUUCAACAUCAAAUGGCAAGGAGUUUCAUGCAGAUGCUGUCCUAGUCACGGUGCCACUUGGCUGUCUGAAAGCGGAAACUAUCAAAUUUUCACCACCAUUGCCCCAAUGGAAAUAUCUAUCCAUCAAGCGGCUUGGUUUUGGUGUUCUAAAUAAAGUUGUGUUGGAGUUUCCUGAAGUAUUUUGGGAUGACUCCAUCGAUUAUUUUGGUGCCACUGCUGAGGAUACGGAUCACAGGGGACGGUGCUUUAUGUUCUGGAAUGUCAAGAAGACAGUUGGAGCACCUGUUCUUAUAGCUUUAGUUGUCGGUAAGGCUGCCAUAGAUGGUCAAGAUAUGAGCCCAUCCGACCAUGUUACAAAUGCCUUGGUUGUUCUCCGCAAAAUUUUUGGGGAAGAACGAGUUCUUGAUCCUAUUGCAUCUGUAGUUACCGAUUGGGGACGGGAUCCUUACAGCUAUGGUGCUUACUCCUAUGUUGCAGUGGGUUCCUCAGGAGAAGACUAUGAUAUUUUGGGCAGACCAGUGGAGAACUGUUUAUUCUUUGCUGGUGAAGCAACCUGCAAGGAGCAUCCUGACACUGUAGGUGGUGCAAUGAUGAGUGGGCUUCGAGAGGCUAUACGUAUUAUUGAUAUAUUGAGUACAGGAACUGAUUAUACUGCAGAGGUAGAGUUCAUGGAGGCUGCAAGGAAACGAUCUGCCAGUGAAAGGAGUGAAAUAAGGGAUAUUAUCACGAGACUUGAUGCAGUGGAACUAUCAAGUGUUCUAUGUAAGCAUUCUUUGGAAGGAACCCCAAUUUUGACCAGGGGUAGUCUGCUACGGGAUAUGUUUUUCACUGCAAAUACUACAGCUGGACGAUUGCAUCUGGCUAAAGAGCUGUUAAACCUUCCUGUUGGAUUUCUCAAGACUUUUGUUGGGACUAAAGAAGGACUAAGCACGCUCAACUCAUGGAUUCUGGAUUCCAUGGGGAAGAAUGGAACUCAGCUCUUGCGUCACUGUGUCCGUCUACUUGUACUUGUCUCAACUGAUUUACUUGCAGUCCGCUUAUCAGGUAUUGGAAAAACAGUAAAAGAAAAAGUCUGUGUACAUACAAGCCGUGAUAUACGUGCGAUAGCAAGCCAGCUAGUAAGUGUUUGGGUCGAAAUUUUCCGUAAGGAGAAGGCAUCUAAUGGUGGACUGAGAUUACUGAGGCAACCAAAUAAUCUGGACUCAUCAAAAAGCAAGUCUUUUGUAGUUUCAGGAAAGCCUCCUCUGUUCGUACCUAAUGUUGCAAUAGAGAGCAAAGGAAGUCCUAAAGUUUCUGCAUCUGCUGGCCACCUGUAUCCUUCAAGUGCGAGCACUAAGAAGGUGAACAACGGACCAGUCAAAGUGGAAUCAAGAUUUGACUCAAAAUCAGAGGUUAAAUCAUCAGCCUCUCAUGGUUCAGUAGGAAGGCAAAAUACCAUGGAGGAAAAUGGAGAUAUUCCCAUGACUGAAGAGGAAAAGGCUGCCUUUGCUGCUGCCGAAGCAGCCCGUGAAGCAGCCCUUGCCGCUGCUGAGGCGUAUGCUUCUUCUGGUGCCAUGUAUAACACCUCGCUGCGCCUUCCUAAGAUACUCUCAUUUAACAAAUUUGCUAGACGAGAACAAUAUUCACAGGAUGAGUCUGACUGUAGACGGAAUUGGUCUGGUGGUGCAAUAGGAAGACAAGAUUGCUUAUCUGAAAUAGAUUCUAGGAAUUGCAGGGUAAGGGAUUGGUCGGUUGACUUCUCAGCUGCUGGUGUCAACCUUGAUAGCUCUAAAAUAUCUGUUGAUAAUCGCUCCCAGCGGAGCCAGUCAAAUGAGAUUUCAAAUCAGUUUAACUUUAAAGAGCACUCUGGAGAAAGUGUAGCUGCAGACAGCAGUAUAUUCACAAAAGCAUGGGUUGAUAGUGCCGGCAGUGUAGGAAUAAAGGAUUACAAUGCUAUUGAGAGAUGGCAAUGUCAAGCAGCUGCUGCAAGUUCUCGUUUCUCUCAUGGCACAAUGCACAUAACAGAUGAGGAGGAUUCAAACAUGAGUUCAAAAUUACGUUUGUCGAAACAUGAUGCACCAGCCAAUGAGAGCUCUUCUUCGCACAUUAUAGUGAACAAAGAAAAGAAUGACAAUGAACCUAGGGGGACAGAACGUAUUAAACAGGCGGUUGUGGAUUACGUAGCAUCAUUGCUCAUGCCUCUUUACAAAGCAAGAAAAAUUGACAGGGAAGGUUAUAAGUCCAUAAUGAAGAAAACUGCCACGAAGGUAAUGGAACAAACUACUGACGCCGAGAAAGCAAUGGCUGUUUUUGAGUUUCUUGAUUCCAAACGUAAAAACAAGAUUCGAGCCUUUGUGGACAUGUUGAUUGAAAGACACAUGGCAACAAAGCCAGGCAUAAAAUAGUGAUGGUAUCAUCCUCCCCUUCACUGGUCUGGGAAGGCUGCUGAAUUCGUGGCCCAACCAGUCACUUUAGUGUGGGACGGCUGAGGGCAAUCUUGGAAUUUUUCCCAUUUAAAAUUAUUCCUUCAAGCUACCAUGAGGAGUUGGUGGCUCGAGUGCAGCCUGGAUAGGAGACGGAACCCAUGAGCAUCUGUAAAUGAAUCUGUGCCGUCCUGUAUCAGUCUCCUCCAGAAAUUUAGGGGUAUCUAUGGUUUAAUUGGAAUAUUUCUGAAGCAUGACAAGUUAAGACAUUGCAAGGGUGGCUGCAAAGGCCUCCUUUCUUGAAGUUUUAAACAUGGGUCCUCCAAUAGUCAACUGUUCCUAUUUGUUCAUUAUAAUUGAAAGCUGUAUCUUUUAGGGUAGAAAGUGAAGGCCCCUAUUCUUUUUUGUCAGGGAUCAUCGUAGAAUAGAGAAAUUACUUGUUUUCUGACUUGGAUAUGUGUACAGCUUAGAAUUGUUUCAUGGCAAUAAAUAUACAUAAUUCUCCCUGUAGUAUUA
Olea europaea var. sylvestris is the source of this 7376-nucleotide messenger RNA. Its product is annotated as lysine-specific histone demethylase 1 homolog 3. The record is from RefSeq and is a predicted model, not a curated record. Lineage: Eukaryota; Viridiplantae; Streptophyta; Magnoliopsida; Lamiales; Oleaceae. Gene Ontology annotation, molecular function: oxidoreductase activity; protein binding. The coding region runs from base 516 to 6842 and encodes 2108 amino acids. The transcript has 8 exons.